CGCCAUGUCAUUUGCAGCGCUUGCCAACCUCGAGUCCGGCUCCGAGUCCGGGAGCAACUCGUCGAGCACCACGCCAAGUUCUUCUUCUUCGCCUUCUCCUGUGGAGGAGGAGGUUGUCAUUCCGCCUCGUCGGCUUGCCUGCUCCUGUGUCCUCGGUCAGCGUGAGCGUCUGCUGUUUGCUCUUGGGAUCGAAGCCCUUGGCCUCGGCUCGGCCGGCAAGGGUCGCAACGUCGUCCGCAAGCUCCGCAAGUCGCUUGUUCACGCCACCGAGAACAACGCUGCCACCGGCGAGUCCGGCUCGUCAUGGUGGAACAUGUUCUGUGCCUCGGACGUCGACGACGACCUUGCCGACGCCUCGGACGCACCGCCGCUUGACACAAACGCUGCCGCUGCUGCCGCCGCGAGUGCUGCCGGUGACAAGGCUGCUGGUAACGAGGCUGCCGCGUCGGCUGCUGGGCCCGAGGCCGAAGACGGAGCCGAGGUUCGCGAGGCAACCGAGUGGAUGGAGUCGGUCCGGCAUGCCAAGUUUGCCCACGACUACGAGGCCGCGGCCGAUGCCUUUGCCGCCCUCUCGGUCGAGGUCCUCGGCCACGAUCUGGGCGAGACCAUUUUCAUCCGGCCCAAGAUCUGCCUCAUGAACGUGCUCAAGGACGUGUUUGAGACUGCCAAGAUGAAGCAGCCGUCUGCUCCAGGCGCCUCUGCCGCGGUCGAGUUUUUCAACGCCACGGCCGCGCUCUUUGCUGCUGCGCCCGGCGCCGCUGGCGACGCGCCCAAGUGGCCGGUCGCCCUCGCCCAUGCCGUCGCCGCCCACCACGCCAAGGUCAUGCCGGACGCCGGUGAGUUUUCGCUUGUGGGCCACCCAGUCGGCAAGGACCACCCGGACGUGGGCUUCCUCUUUGGUGCGACCAUCAACCCUGAGUGCCCGUGCAAGCGCAAGAACGACGAGGUCUACCUCGGCGACGCAUACGUCCGCUCCAACAAGCUCCGCGAGAUCCGCGCCGCCGCCAACAAGGCCAUGAAGGAGUACGGGCCCAACUGGGACGUUCCGUACGAGUGCCUUGGCCUCAUCCACCUCGUCCGCAUCCUGCACUCGUCGCUCUCGGCAUCGGACGACAUCUUUGCCGCCUUUUUCGCGCCCAUCACCGCCGCGGCGUCGCCGGCCACAGAGCUGCCCGGCCACGGCGGGCGCUCCAUGCACGUCGACAAGCCCGAGUUUACCGCUGCGCUCCAGGCUGCCGGCGUGCCGGUCGACAACAUCGCCUCGUAUUGGGGCGACGGCGCCGACAACCCGGCGUACGGCCUCGACACGACUUCGCGCCGCAUCGCCGAGGCCGCUGUCGCUUUCCGCGACACUGUCGGCCUUGACGGCGACGCUCUCGGCGGCGCCAUCGCUGCUUACUUCCGCGGCGAGACCCGCGACGAGUUCUCGCCGUCGUCAGCGAAGCUCCUCGCCAUCGCCGCCCUCGUCGGAAACUACGACAAGCGUAUGAUCCGCAUGCGCUGGCGCACCUUUAAGAACUUUGGCACCGAGCCGGGCUCGGACGCUCCGCACGCCGCCGACUUUCGUGCCGUCCGCGCCGCCUUCAAGGACAUGUUUGGCGCCGAGUAAACUGACCUCUCUCUCUCUC
Messenger RNA from Thecamonas trahens ATCC 50062, 1628 nucleotides. RefSeq lists its product as uncharacterized. The record is from RefSeq and is a predicted model, not a curated record. NCBI's taxonomy places the organism in Eukaryota, Apusomonadida, Apusomonadidae. Bases 5 to 1609 code for a protein of 534 amino acids. The transcript has a single exon.